UUAAAGGUUCCUAGAAAUGUAAAUAUGGAGAAGUUGCGUAAUGGGUACUUAUUUCCAGAGAUAUGUAGAAGGAAGGAGGAACACAAGGAGAAGUACCCAGAUGCAAAGGUGAUAAGCCUUGGGGUUGGUGAUACUACUGAGCCUAUUCCAACUAUCAUAACCUCCACCAUGGUUGAGCAAGCUCGAGCUCUAUCAACACGCGAAGGUUAUAGAGGUUAUGGCGAUGAGCAAGGUGACAAGGCAUUGAGAAAGGCUAUAGCAGAUAAAUUAUAUGGACAUGUAGGAAUUAAAUACAAUGAAGUUUUCGUAUCUGAUGGUGCACAAUCGGACAUUUCUCGCCUUCAGCUCCUAAUGGGAUCUAAUGUAACAAUGGCUGUACAAGACCCGACUUUUCCGGCUUAUGUAGAUUCAGGAGUGAUAAUAGGUCAGACUGGUGAGUUCAAUGAGGAAACUAAGAAGUUCAAGAACAUUGAAUACAUGAAAUGUGGACCUGAAAAUGAUUUCUUUCCGGACUUAUCAAACACUUCAAGGACAGAUACCAUUUUCUUCUGCUCACCAAACAAUCCAACUGGCUAUGCUGCCUCAAGGGAACAAUUACAACAACUUGUAGAGUUUGCCAAGGAAAAUGGAUCACUUAUUAUAUUUGAUUCUGCCUAUGCUGCUUAUAUCUCAGAUGAUAGCCCAAAAUCUAUUUUUGAAAUUCCUGGAGCCAAGCAGGUCGCAAUUGAAGUUUCUUCUUUCUCCAAAUUCGCGGGAUUCACCGGAGUUCGUCUUGGUUGGACAGUGGUCCCUGAGGAGCUGAAAUAUGCAAAUGGGUUUCCAGUGAUUAAGGAUUAUAAUCGCAUUGUCUGUACAUGCUUUAAUGGUGCAUCAAAUAUUAUUCAAGCUGGUGGGCUAGAAUGCCUUUCACCGGAAGGCUAUAAGGAUGUGUGCACUGUGAUCGACUACUAUAGAGAGAAUGCAAAAAUCUUGAUUGACACAUUCCAUUCACUUGGAUUGAAGGCAUAUGGUGGCAAAAAUGCACCUUAUAUUUGGGUUCAUUUUCCAGGUUCAAGCUCAUGGGAUGUGUUUAAUGAGAUACUUGAGAAAACAGAUAUAGUUACUGUUCCUGGCAGUGGAUUUGGUCCUGGUGGUGAAGGGUAUAUUAGAGUAAGUGCUUUUGGUAGUAAAGAACAUAUCUUAGAAGCCUCAAGGAGGCUCACAACUCUUUUUAGUCUUUGGUCCUGGUGGUGA
Messenger RNA from Macadamia integrifolia, 1233 nucleotides. Its product is annotated as aminotransferase ALD1, chloroplastic-like. Gene Ontology annotation, molecular function: L-lysine:pyruvate alpha-transaminase activity; pyridoxal phosphate binding. The transcript has 8 exons. The record is from RefSeq and is a predicted model, not a curated record. Lineage: Eukaryota; Viridiplantae; Streptophyta; Magnoliopsida; Proteales; Proteaceae. Gene Ontology annotation, biological process: systemic acquired resistance, salicylic acid mediated signaling pathway; L-pipecolic acid biosynthetic process. Bases 25 to 1233 code for a protein of 402 amino acids. Gene Ontology annotation, cellular component: chloroplast.